CUGUGGGGCUCCGGGCUUUGAUGAGAGCAGCCCGGGCAGCAGAGCGGGGGAGUGGCUAAAAGCGCUGUUAGGUUUUAAAUCCACACGUGGUCUGGGUCUUGGGCUUGUUUAGCACCGACCGCAUACACAACUAGAAACUUCUGACCAACUCAUGCCAGCGAACUGCCCGCGUCUAUCGCUGCCGGGGCAGACGGGAUCGGACGACGGUUUUGAUAGCUCAGCAGAAUGCCAUCUUACCCCCUGAACCAGUUUGCUGAGCUGGAAGAAAUGAUGUGCAAGCAUUUACAGAACCUCGACCUGAGGGAGCCAAACAGACCACCACCAUCCCUCAAUCUGGCCAUGAGAACACCAGGUUACAUCAGUGAACCAUGUAGAAACGCAUCGUUUUCCCUCUCAUCCCUCUCCUGCCUGCCCACUGAUCCUGCAGACCGUGUAUUUCUGACCUCCAGCCAAUGGGGCAGCAGUCAGAAAGUCCUCUGUCCUCACCUUGGUAAUUCCUCCCAGUGGGGAAAGUCAGGCUUCCUUUCCCAGCGCUCUGUCAGCAUGGUGGAGACCAGCAGCACCACAGGAGCAAUGCUGUCCUGGCCUGGAGCUGACAUGAAGAGCUCCCAAAGUGACAUCAGCCCCACUGCACUAAACACUAGCUCCUCAUCAUCAGCCUCAUCUGUUUCCACCUCUUCUUCCUCAUCGCGUUAUAAGACUGAACUGUGUCGAUCUUUCACUGAGAGCGGCUUGUGCAAGUAUGGUGGGAAGUGCCAGUUCGCCCAUGGCACAGAGGAGCUCCGUGACCUCAACAGACAUCCAAAGUAUAAAACUGAGCCGUGUCGUACAUUUCACACCAUCGGCUUCUGCCCCUACGGGAUUCGCUGUCACUUUGUCCACAACAGUGAGGAAGAAAAGAAACACUCCUACUCUCGGUCCUCCUCGACUUCUCCCUCUUCCUCAAACGUUCCUCACCAGCCUCCUUCCUCCUCUCGCUCACACAGACCUCCUCUCAUCAGACAGAGUUUCAGCUUCGCUGGGUUUCCUUCUACUCCUCAACAAGCCCUUCAGCCUGCCCUCUCUGGUCCUGCUCCCUCUGCCACGUCCUCCUUUACUCGUGCUCCAUCAGUGUCUCCCCUUUCCUGUGCUGAUGUUACUGACCUUCUCUCCCAUGCCUUCCUGGGGAUGGACUCUGUCUUUGAGGCCUCUCUUGCCCAACAGUACCAACCCCCUAUAGGCCAGGCUACUGCUGCCGAUCCCCGCUCUCCAUUCCUGCCUUCUCCUGACUCUGGCUUUUCUCCAUGUGGGCUGUCUCCAACCGGCUCUCCUUCUCUGAGACAGAGUCCCGGUGCAACUGGGGUCCCUUCAGGACCGCUGGGUGCCCGAUCCCUGUCCUACACCUCUCUGUCAGACCAGGAUCAGGAUGGAAGCAGCUCUGCCAGCUCAGUCAGUGGCUCUGAAUCCUGCGGUGGCAAUAACGAAGGCAACGGCAGACGUCUAGCGGUAUUCAGUCAGCUGUCUGUUCCUGAUGAUGCGACUGGAUUCUGCCUUUAAACAGUAGUGUGCUGGAACAGAAGCGUACAUAUUUGCAAAAAUUCACACAAAGCAUAUUUAAUACACACACAUUCUCACUCAAAGACACACUGUACUCACACACUACACACACCUAUAAAUGCACACUCAUCUCACACAACUUCCUGACAUCGAAGACUUUCUUCGCACCUGCUUGGCGUCAGAGGAAACAAAGAACUUUUA
Molecule: messenger RNA, 1737 nt
Organism: Acanthochromis polyacanthus (spiny chromis)
Lineage: Eukaryota; Metazoa; Chordata; Actinopteri; Pomacentridae
Molecular function (GO): mRNA binding; metal ion binding
Source: RefSeq, a predicted model, not a curated record